CGCCCAGAUGCGGCGGCGGCGGCGGCGGCGGUGGCACGGAGCUGGGGCGGUCGCAGAGGAGCCGCUGGAGGCGCCGGGAGCCCAUCCGCCAGGAGUCGCGCCACAGGUUUCCAUCCCCGCCCGGCGCCCAGCGCGGCACGGGCGCCCACUGGAGAGGGCUUCUCGGUUCGCACGCGCGGCGCCGUUCCUGGUUUGUGUUUCUCCCCGCAUAAUGAAGGACCGGCUAGUAGAAUUUGUGGAGUUAACCAAGCGGUAUGAACAGCAGUUCCCAGACAAGGACAAUGAAUUUGACUCGCCCCCCGAGGAUAUCGUGUUCGAGACGGACCACAUCCUGGAAUCCUUGUACCGAGACAUUCAGGACCUUCAGGAGGAAAACCAGCAGCUGAUUGCCGACGUGAAGCGGCUGGGAAAGCAGAACACCCGCUUCCUCACGUCCAUGCGGCGCCUCAGCAGCAUCAAGCGCGACACCAACUCGAUUGCCAAGGACAUCAAGGCCCGGGGCGAGAGCAUCCACCGCAAGCUGAGCGCCAUGAAGGCGCUGAGCGAGGACGCCGAGGCCCAGCACGGCGCGCACUCGGCCGUGGCGCGCAUCGCGCGCGCACAGUACAGCGCUCUCACCCGCCCCUUCCAGGCCGCCAUGCACGAGUACAACCAGGCCGAGAUGAAGCAGCGCGAAAACUGCAAGAUCCGCAUCCAGCGCCAGCUGGAGAUCAUGGGCAAGGACGUGUCGGGCGACCAGAUCGAGGACAUGUUCGAACAAGGCAAGUGGGACGUGUUCUCUGAGAACCUGCUGGCUGACGUGAAGGGCGCGCGGGCGGCCCUCAACGAGAUCGAGAGCCGCCACCGCGAGAUGCUGCGGCUGGAGAGCCGCAUCCGCGACCUGCACGACCUCUUCCUGCAGAUGGCCAUGCUGGUGGAGCAGCAGGCGGACACCCUGGACGUCAUCGAGUUCAACGUGCAGAAGACCCUCGACUACACCGGCCAGGCCAAGGUGCAGGUGCGCAAGGCCGUGCAGUACACGAAGAAGAAUCCCUGCCGGACCGUCUGCUGCUCCUGCUGCCCCUGCUUCGACUAGCAGGGGGCCCAGGCCGCCACACCCCAUCCCCGACCGGAAUGGGCCGGGAAGCACGCUGGGAAAGAUUUUGCGGCUGUCUGCACUGGGGUGCGUUGCCCUAAUCCCUAGGGACCUCAGUCUUCAGAGAAGGAAAAAACUCGAGGUCCAAGAAUUGCAGUCCAGCUAGUACUUGGAACGAGAGUUGAUCCCACCUGCUGUUUCCUCUGUAAGGACAGAUGCCUACUGAAGUUCUGUGAGGUCAUUAUAUGGCACAUAGCACCCUUGCCUCUUAAAGGAAGACAAAUAAGGAACUGACGUGGUAGCGUACUCUACGGUAGAUGUCCAAGGCAUGUUUGUACAUGGACCUCUAGGAGGAAGUCAGUUCUGCAUCGGCUCACAGUAUGAACUCGUUAUCAAGGCUUCAUUUACCCUGUCCUGAAAGUACCUCUGUUGUGUUCAUUUUCGAGUGAACCGAUCUUGGGAAAAACUGCACAUCUUCCAUUUCUGAUUCUUCAUCUGGUUUAUGCUAUGUGAUUCCCACCUGGAUGUAUAUCUUCUUUCUGCUCACCUCCUCUACUUAUUAAAAUCACAUUUAACACUUACUAUUAUUUCCUUACCUCUUUACUUUUAAUAUCUUCCAUCAGAAUGUAUUUUGGGAGUUUUUUUCCCAAAGAUUUUUAA
Messenger RNA from Eubalaena glacialis (North Atlantic right whale), 1735 nucleotides. RefSeq names its product syntaxin 11 (gene STX11). Gene Ontology annotation, molecular function: SNAP receptor activity; SNARE binding. Gene Ontology annotation, cellular component: plasma membrane; endomembrane system; SNARE complex. The record is from RefSeq and is a predicted model, not a curated record. Lineage: Eukaryota; Metazoa; Chordata; Mammalia; Artiodactyla; Balaenidae. Gene Ontology annotation, biological process: exocytosis; intracellular protein transport; synaptic vesicle fusion to presynaptic active zone membrane. The transcript has 2 exons. The coding region runs from base 8 to 1075 and encodes 355 amino acids.